AAUAAACGUAAAUUGUGGAUGCAAGAUGAUUCCGAAAGAAUUUGUGAAAAAUCACGAAGAGGAGCUACGAGGACGCGUGCACUUGAAGGCACCCGGCAGUGCAGCUUGGCCAGUGGAUGUGGUGAGAACACAAGGCGAGGUCUGGUUGCAAAAUGGCUGGCCUGAAUUCGCCAAAUUUUACUCGCUUUCUUUUGGUUCUCUGUUGGUUUUUGAGUACUUGGAGCAUUUUAAUAUUCGAGUGCGUGUGUUCGACACGAGUGCAACUGAGAUAGACUAUUCUUUAACAUGUGAUCCGAAUCUUGAUGAUGGAGAAUCAGUACCCCGGGUGAGAAAGAGAGAUAGUUCAAGGAGAUGUGAACUAGUCAGGGCUUGUAAGAAGACCAGGGCAAGUACUGAGGAAACCUUCCAUAAUGGAUUCAAAUUGAAGCAAGAAAAAGCAAAUGGAGAUCGAGGUUCGGCUAAAGAAGAGAUAGAGAGAGCAGUUAACUUGGCUGCUUCUUUUAAAUCUGAGAAGCCCUUCUUUAUUAUUCAUAUGAGACCAACAUAUGUAAGUGGAGUUAGCGUGGAGGUAAGGAAAAGCUUCCUAGAGACUUUCAGAAAGUGGAAGAACAAGGGGAAGGGGCAAGUCAUCUUUCAAAUUGGAAGAAGAAGCUGGCUGGUUGGAUAUACAUUCAGUGCUGGGGAUCGUUGUACUCUAACCGCUGGCUGGAAAACGUUUAGAACAGACAAUUCACUUAAGGUAGAUGAUGUUUGCGUGUUUGAGCUGAUCAACCCCUCUACAAAAUUGUUUAAGGUCAUCAUAUUUCAAGCAAAAUGUGAGGCUGCCUGAUCUAAAUUUCUCGGAGAACUUCAAUUAUAUCGCUAUAAAUUAUGAUAAUUGAGAUCCUUGUUGCUUUCUUGCUCUGCUUUGCUUCUAAAUAUUGUUAUUAUUAGUUGUGGCAAACAGAACUUAAGUUUUGUAAUUCAUGUUGAUAGGUUUGCCAAUAUUAAUCUUUUAGAUGCUGAAUUACAAUAUUUAGCCAGUACUUAUCUUUCAUCCUGCAAAUAUGUCCAGUUUUUUCAGAAUUGCUUAUGUCUGAGAUUACUUCAGAGAGCAAGCUUGUGAUACGUUAACCUUGCCCAGCAAGACGCCCAUUCUCAUCUCGAAGAGUGGUGAUGAUUAAGAUUCAAUACUUUUGCCUAAACAAUUUAUUUGUUAAACAUACUAAAAUUAUAUGCUUAAAUUAGAUGGGAGAAAAGUGGAAAAAGAAGGAAGCACAUUGCCUUUUCUUUUUAUUCGAGACGUGUAUGAAGCUGUUGCUUUAUUUUCUCGUAAUGACUUUAGACCUUGAUACAAAUUAGUGAUCUAGAUCUUUAUUGUCUCAACAUUCAAACUGAGUUAUUCAACAAUGGAGCACUUUAGCCAUCCCAAGCAUCUGCUGAUACUGAGAGAGGACGAUGAUUUCAGAGAGAAUGAUAUCUGUUGUGUUUGCAACAAACCAGUUUUAGCCUCUCCCACAUAUAUUUGCACUAGUUCUGAUCAUAGUGAUUGUCAAAGUUUCUACUUGCACAAAAGCUGUGCAGAAUUACCCACAAUUAUUGAUCAUCAUAAGCACAACCAACACCCGCUUACUCUCCUAGCACGUCCUGAUGAAUACAUAUGUGAUGUCUGUUCUCGUCUUGUGAAGUUUGCUUAUGCAUGUGAGGAAUGUACAGUUGAUGUUUGUGUGUUUUGCGGUCUGGAGCAAAGGGUGCUUUGUCAUGAAGGUCACCAGCAGCACAAAUUAACAUUGAUGAAUAGGGAAGCCUUGUUUAAGUGUGAUGCUUGUGGAGAGGAAGAUAAAGACUCUUCCUACGUUUGCACCACCUGUGAAUUCUGGAUCCACAAGACAUGUGCUUUAUCGCCCUACAUUAUUCCAACUCAAGCUUAUCACCAUCAUCCCCUCUUUCUCAUCUACUCCAUUCCUCAGAUGCACCGCCAAUUUGAACGAGAGUGCAACAUCUGCCACGAAGUAGUUUACAAUAUCAACUGGAUGUACUAUUGUCACAAAUGCACUUACUUUGUGCACAUGAGGUGUGCUAUGUCCUCGGAUACAGUACCUAUUGUAACUGACACUGAAGCGGCUGACAUUGAUGAUGAAACUGUUCUGCUACAAUUUCCUCUGCCUCACGAGGAGUCACUAUUCGAUCUUAUUAUCACCCAGUGUGGCAAAUUCCAAGUUGAUCUUCAGGGUGAAGGGGAAAGCAGUACCCCUAUACCUGAUAAUCCACACAUAAUUGAAGGGCACUGGAGUCACGAGAACCAUCAAUUAGAACAACUUCAAUUCGCUACCAGUAAUGAUGAUAAUGAUGACAACGAUGAUGAUAGGAGAGUGAUGAUAUGCAACGGCUGCAUUCAGCCCAUAACUGAUACUCAUCCGUCAUAUUAUGCUUGUGUCCAGUGUGGUUUUUUUCUCCACUCCUUCUGUGCCACUAAGCUGCCACCUGAGUUGCCUAGAGGAGCAUCCUCAUUCCACCCCUCACACUCACUCGUGCUUUAUAUGAGUGAUCAGUUUUACGGUUAUGUGGACUGUGAAGUUUGCGGUUACUGCACAAAUGGAUUCUACUACAAAUGUGAGGACUGUGAUAUCAAAAUUGAUAUCCGCUGUGCAUUUUUGCCUAAAAGGAUAAAACAUAGAUCUCAUAAACGCCACUCCCUUGUUCAGCGUCCAUUCUCCAAUUCCAUUUGUAGUGUCAGUAACUUAAAGAUUACUAAUGGUGUGGAAUAUGCAUGCGAGACUUGCAGCAGCUUCCAGAUUCAUAUAGAUUGUGUAAUUUAUCCAAGUAGGAUGAAUCACAGGUAUGAUCUUCACGCGGUGACCUUGAGAGAGCCUCCAUUCUUCUACGAGGGAGUUUUCUACUGUGAAAUAUGUGAAGAACAAGUUAACAAUCAGCGGUUGCUCUAUCAUUGUGACGAAUGUGAUCAUUCAUUUCACCAUUAUUGCUUACGUUGGUACGAGAGCUUCAAGUUUGGAGGGAUCAUAAACCGGAUAAUUCAAGAACAACCACACGCACUUGCAUUGGUUCUGAAAAGGACUGCAAGAGACAAAUCUCCCCUUUACAUUUGCGGAAUUUGUGAGGAGGGUUACAAUUUCCUUUUCUUUUUCGAAUGUGGUGGCUGUGGAUUUCUUGUCUGCUGCAACUGCUUCGGAGAAAUCACUGACUCCACAAACUCAACCUCGGGUUCAGGCUCAGUUUCAUGUUAAAUCUCUACUGUCAACUCAGCUCAAGCUGAAGCUCAAGUUUUUCUAAUGUUUUAAUGCUCUUGAAUGAGUGUGCUUUGUAAUGGUACUUAAGAUCAAAUUGCAAUCUCUGUGUAAAUUCUUGUCAGUAUAAUUUCAUAAUAACAAUCAAAUUGAGAGAACGAGUGGUUGAGCAAGUUUUGCAAGCCUUUUAUACUAGAUCAAAUUUGUAACAAUUUUAAA
Molecule: messenger RNA, 3443 nt
Organism: Daucus carota subsp. sativus
Lineage: Eukaryota; Viridiplantae; Streptophyta; Magnoliopsida; Apiales; Apiaceae
Product: B3 domain-containing transcription factor VRN1-like
Exons: 4
Coding region: 1389-3224 (611 amino acids)
Molecular function (GO): DNA binding
Source: RefSeq, a predicted model, not a curated record